Lycium ferocissimum is the source of this 673-nucleotide messenger RNA. Its product is annotated as protein BRICK 1. Gene Ontology annotation, cellular component: SCAR complex. Bases 140 to 397 code for a protein of 85 amino acids. The record is from RefSeq and is a predicted model, not a curated record. The transcript is spliced from 2 exons. Gene Ontology annotation, molecular function: protein-containing complex binding. NCBI's taxonomy places the organism in Eukaryota, Viridiplantae, Streptophyta, Magnoliopsida, Solanales, Solanaceae. Gene Ontology annotation, biological process: actin filament organization; regulation of actin polymerization or depolymerization; cell motility.
AAGUGCUCCAAUAUUUCAAAUAUGGAGGACUAUUAGUGCUUCAUAUAAAAGUUAAAGGACAAUUUUGGUUGUUUUCUGAAAAAACUGUAGACUUUCCAGAUCUGUUUGUAAUUUUCACUGGAAAAGCAGUUCACAAGAAAUGGCACGAGCAGGAGGAAUAACAAACGCAGUGAAUGUAGGGAUAGCAGUACAAGCUGAUUGGGAGAAUCGUGAAUUUAUAUCUCACAUUUCCCUCAAUGUCCGUAAACUCUUCGAUUUCCUUGUCCAAUUCGAGGCAACGACUAAGAGUAAAUUGGCAACACUGAAUGAGAAGCUUGAUACACUGGAACGUCGUUUAGAAUUGCUUGAAGUUCAAGUUAGAACAGCCACCGCAAAUCCAGCUUUGUUUAAUGUUUGAAAUGAUGCAGCAUUGUCCUAAUAUUCUGUUAUCUGUAAGCUACCUUUACUUAUGUGUUAUGAAUAGAUUGCUUUGUUUUGGAGAUCAUGUUUGUGAAAAGUCCUUAUUUUUAUGAAAUCGCAAUCAAAUGUGCCCCGAUCCGGAAUUAGUUAGGUUAGCUAUAUGAAUUUGUAUAAGAUUCCGCUCUAUUCAAGUCUAUUAUGUUCGGAUAGUAAAUAAUUUGUCGCAAUUUUUGUGGAAAUGAUUGGUGGAAUUUAGUAGCUGAAUGUUUGCAUA